UAAAAUAAUACAUUAUCCUGUACACCCUGUAGUUUUCAAUAGCUCCGAGUACGUGUUAUUUCACUGAAACUGAACCCAGCGUGAACAUUCAGAUUAAAGAUAAUUUAGCGUAAGCUUUGCUUCAUAUUGUCCGUCCCACCAGUUAUAAUCUAUACCUGGAGUUAACUAUUCGUUCCACCAGUUAUGAUUUAUACCCAGAGCUAACUACUAGUUUUGAUCUAUACUAUCCAACCUACCACUUCCAAUCAAACCCCCAGGGCUAACAUCCUUCUCACCAGUUCUAAACUCAACGGAUCGUCCAACUAGUUCUAAUCUCAACCUAUAGCUAUGGUCCACUAUUCCAAGUACUUCUAAUAUAAACCAAAAUACACCAUCCAUUUUACUAACUCUAUUAUGUAUUGAGUUAGUUAUCCGAUACCUGAACCUGCACUGGAGCAAGAUAUCGUCAGAUCAAUCUAACCCAAGCCAGCUGCUUAGUUUGCCAUCUAAACCCAUAAGCAACAAUUUGCUUCACCAGUUCUAAUUUGAACCCGAAUCUGAUUAUUGGCCUUAGCAAUUCGAACCUAUCUGUACGUUCUCCAGAGAGGCUAGCUCUCCGUCAGUUCAAUUAUAAUCAGAGUGAUUAUUCGUCCUACCCAGUUCCAAUCAAGAGCUAAUUUUCCGUCCUAUCAGUUCCCAAGAGCUUUUCAAAACGUACAAAGAGCUAUCUCUCCAUUCUACCAAGUUUCAGUCUAUUCCAUGAGCUAACUAUUCGUCAGACCAGUAUCAAUCUGAACCCAGAGAUAACUUGCCGUCCUUCCCGGUUCCAAUCUAAACCCAGAGCUAACUAUCCGUCCUACCCAGUUCCAAUCUAAACCAAAAUCAGAUCAUCCGUCCUAUUACCGCCUUUCAAGUUCGAAUCUGUACUAAAAAUCCGUUCUGACAGUUCUAACCUUGAGAAUUAACAUUGCACCCUGGCCUGCAAGGAAAUCUGCUCCUGGAGAUGAAGGCCUGUAAACCUUUGAUCCUUCCUCUAACCCGGAUACAGCUUAAACUGAACAGAGAAUGGAAUAAGAUGAAGAAUAGAGAUCUGGAAUUAUCAUAUGAAUGGUCGGAUUCAGAGACUGACGAUGAACCGGAAGAGCCAAUGCCAGCUACCUUUAAGAAGGUUCUAAGAGAGCGAAGUACUGGUCCCACUAAACGAGGAAGGACGGAUAAUCAAGAGGAGGAAAGAAGAUCUGAACUAGAUUCCAUUCCCAGGAAAAUGAUGAAAAGAGCAGACAUUAGCAACAAACAUAACUUUUCAGUGGCAGGAUCUUCACAAAAUUCCACAGAAAGUUUGAAAAUGAAGUUCCAGGGACCAGAGAUGAUUUCUGGGGAAACAUUCCAGGGCCCAGAAAGGAGUCCUGGAAAGUCUUCUUCACAUUUGAAGGAAAAAGGAGAAGGGAAGGAUAGGAUAAGCCUUGAACCCCUUGACAGUUGCACUCAUGGCGAGUAGUUCAGUCAGAAUAAAGACAUUAAACCAAAAAAAGGCU
This is a messenger RNA of Eurytemora carolleeae, 1514 nucleotides long. RefSeq lists its product as uncharacterized. The record is from RefSeq and is a predicted model, not a curated record. The transcript has 7 exons. Bases 983 to 1477 code for a protein of 164 amino acids. NCBI's taxonomy places the organism in Eukaryota, Metazoa, Arthropoda, Copepoda, Calanoida, Temoridae.